Messenger RNA from Mycena citricolor, 1875 nucleotides. NCBI's taxonomy places the organism in Eukaryota, Fungi, Basidiomycota, Agaricomycetes, Agaricales, Mycenaceae. The record is from the annotation of a GenBank genome assembly.
CGGACUCUGCUUCUUCACUGACAUUUCCCCCUUUUCAUCAUUGUCAUCCAGGCAGCCGCCUUCAGAUGUUGAACUCAAUCUCAGAUUGCUCACGAGACAGAAUUAUUCUGGGUGGCUUUGGACAAUCGAAAUCGUAUAAAUGCAGCCUCCAAACUCACUCGAGAAACAACAACACCGGUCUCAGUGUUGACUCGUCUGAUAAUCUCCCUCCAGAUGUUCAUCUCCCCAACGCUUCUCUUUCUUGCAUCUGCAGCUCGGAUAGUUUCGGCUGUCACAGUAGGACCUAUUGGCUCACUAGUGGUGGCCAACCAGACCAUCGCUCCCGAUGGUAUCCCCCGCGCAGCGGUUCUGGCCGGCGGGACGUUUCCUGGCCCUGUCGUGACGGGCAACAUCGGGGACAAUUUCCAGCUGACGGUCAUCGACCAGCAGCAAGACAUUCGUAUGCUCGAGCCCACUUCCAUCCACUGGCAUGGGUUGUUCCAGAACGGGACGAACUACAUGGACGGGCCUUCUUUCGUCAAUCAGUGUCCGAUCUCUCCUGGAAACUCGUUUACAUACGACUUUACCUCACAGCAGGCGGGAACGUUCUGGUAUCACUCUCACCUGGCUACCCAAUACUGCGAUGGCCUGCGUGGCGCGAUGAUCAUUUAUGAUCCCCAGGACGCCUACCUCUCACAGUACGACGUCGACGACGAGUCCACGGUAAUCACCUUAUCCGACUGGUACAACGUCUUCGCAGAAACCGUGAUCGGUGUGGGCGUUCCCUCUUCCAUGCUGAUCAACGGUCUCGGACGUACCGCAGCUACGCUCUCAAACACAACCCUGGCCGUAAUCAACGUCACACAAGGCCUGCGCUACCGCUUCCGGUUGGUCAACACCGCCUGCGACUCCAACUACGUGUUCCAGAUCGACGGUCACACGAAUCUUACCAUCAUCGAGGCUGAUGGUAUCCUCCACGAGCCGUUGAGCGUCGACUCCAUCCAGAUUUACCCUGCCCAACGCUAUUCGUUCAUCCUGACGGCGGAUCAAGCUGUUGACAACUACUGGGUUCGCGCAAACCCGAACACCGGCCCGACUGGCUUUACCGGGGGAAUCAACUCUGCGAUUUUGCGUUACCAAGGGGCAAAUUCAUCAGAGCCCACGACUUCGCAGGACACUUCUGUGAACGGACUAGUAAAUGAAGUCAAUCUACACCCCCUCGUCAAUCCCGGUGCCCCCGGUGGUGCGUUCAUCGGUGGCGCUGAUGUUCAGAUCAACUUGGCCUUGGCGUUCAAUUUGACGACGCUUAAAUUCACGAUCAACAACGUCUCGUUUGUUCCGCCUACUGUUCCAGUGCUGCUUCAGAUUCUGUCUGGUGCACAGAACGCGCAGUCACUGCUCCCUACGGGCUCGAUCUUCACGCUUCCGCAUUUCGCGUCAGUUGAAGUCACUCUUGCAGGUGGUGUAAUCGGCGGUGGCCACCCCUUCCAUCUACACGGACAUGCCUUCGACGUGAUUCGCGCCGCCGGAAGCAGCACCUACAACUACGCCAACCCCGCUCGCCGCGACGUCGUCAACAUUGGCACCACCGGAGACAACGUCACGAUCCGGUUCUUCACGGACAACCGCGGACCGUGGUUCCUCCACUGCCAUAUUGACUGGCAUUUGGAAGCUGGCUUCGCCAUCGUAUUUGCUGAAGAUGUUCCCGACUGGGACUCGCAGCUGAUUCCGACCUCCGAGUGGAACCAGCUGUGUCCCCUCUAUGAUGCGCUCCCGGCGUCCAUCACGUCGCUCGCUGCCUGAGCCUUCGAUGUAUGCAAUAGCACAUUUCUGUAAUCCGUUUCAUAUUCGAAUUCUUUGUUGAUUGAUUAUCCUGAAUAAAUUUUUUCUUCUGAC